Molecule: messenger RNA, 2194 nt
Organism: Porites evermanni
Lineage: Eukaryota; Metazoa; Cnidaria; Anthozoa; Scleractinia; Poritidae
Source: the annotation of a GenBank genome assembly
AUGACAAGCACGACUUUUAUCGGUUUACUUAGCCGCAUUGUUGCAUCUGGGGAGUUCAAAUCCUUACACGAAUAUUUAGCAACCUUUUUUGAGUCGAGUUACCGAAAUAGCUGCGAAGAAAACACAGCGUUUUGUUGUGAACUCAUCGAACUGCAUGCUAAGCUUCAAGGGCAGCUGUUUCACCUUCUGGAAUUGUGUUGUUCUGAAGGGGGAAUUUAUGGAGGAACCGAAGCGUUGAAAAAAAGACUUCUACCUUGGCUUCGUAGUGGGUUUCUUACUUCAAGAGUCAACGUUGAAGAUGUAGAAACAGUGAAAGGAAAAUACGAGCUUAUCGUAAAGGAAAUGGAGGAGGAACUGAGAGUCUCUAAAGUUGAAGAAGCGGAGCUUAAAAUUAAGUAAGUCCUUUCAGUAAAAUGAUUCGGGUUUUCUGCAAGUUAAAUCAACGAAAACUAUACAAACAUUGUAAAUAAUGCGAUUUAUUAUUUUCUAUACUACAAAGUUUUGCCACUGUCUCCAUUCAUAUUAAUUUACGACAACCGGUAAUAAAUGUUUCUUUUUACUAUAAUUUUUGCCUUAGUAUAUGCAGGCUGAAAGUUUGAAAAGCAGUGGAAAAGCACUUAUCAUAAUUUGUAAAUUAAAAUUAGAAAUUCAGUAUAUAUAUAUAUAUAUAAAUGCAAAAAGAUGCUUUCAACAGGGACGUUGUCAAUAUACAUUUCAUGACUAAAUAUUCAACUUUAUAUUUUCUGUUUAUCAAAUUCUAGGCUAGCAGAUGCAGAAGACGAAAUUCGAGCUCUGCGAAAGCAGUUGAAGGAAAAUCAAAGAGGAAACUAUCGAGAAAUUGACGAAAUGGGAAAAGAGUUAGUAAUGACAAGUGUAUGAUAAGCCUGAUAAAGUAAAUAAUUAUCUAGACGGACAAACAAUGAAUCCCUGAGCCGGACAGGUAUAAGGAUGCUCUUAAAAGUGAUACGCUGCUUUUGUUGAAGUUAAUUUUAAGUUGCCUAGCAACUAGUGGGGUAAGCGCUCUUUGUCACAUGACAGCUGCAGAGUGUGUCGGAGAGGGUAGAGAGGGUAAUUAAUGCGUGAAACCUCGAUUUCGAAACAAAAUCAUCGUUUAAUACGUUAAGAGAAGUGUUGGAGUUUUUGUAUUGACACGAGUGAUAGGUGAAAGCGUCUUUUCCAAAAUUUUCGUCGUAAGAAAAUGGUGUAUAUGCUGCGAAAGGUGAAAUCUUCCUUUGUAGGUUUUUGAAGAUCUAUGAGUAAUUUCAAAGUCGCUGUAGAAAAAACGUUAAUCCGAUUUGGUGUCGUUAAAUUUAAGGUUAAGUCAUGCGAAGAACGAACUAGUGGCCAGAGAAUGCCAGAUAAAAGAGCUAACUAAAGAAACUAUUGAACUGAAGAGACAGAACUCUGAGCUACACGUAAGGCAAGUAUUUCGUUGGGAAGGAAGGACGGGGUAGGAGCUCUGGAGAAAUGGCGAGAAGUGGGAGUUCUAAUAAAGUGGGAAGUGGAAGAAACAAAGGGAAAAUGGCGCCACAAGACGGAAAGGACCUAAAGGGAGGAAGCCAAAAGAAAUAAGGGGCGGGAGCUGGAAAUGGAGGAGGUUUCGGGAGGCGGGGGUUUGGACCCCCUUGUCCCCCCUCCCACUUAUUUCAGAUCUUUUUAAAGUACAUGCCGAUCUUUAUUAACCGCUGACAGAUCGAUCCUCGUCGACAAAUGAGGCAAAAAAUAUAUAAAUCCUUUGACGCCAGUCAGAAAUAAGAUCAGCUCUAACAGUAUAGCCCUAAUUAGUCAGUGCUUGGUGCGUCAGCCUGAAACUCGGACAAUCUAUCUUCAAUUUUCUCUUCACAUAAAAAAAACUGUGAGACAAAAUCUUUACACACUUCUUUCGUAUUUCUAUUGACUAUACACUCAAAAAAGAUUGUCGUGUCUUCAGAAUUAACAGAGAUUAAAAAAACUAAACGCAGUGAAUAUGAAACAACGAUAGAAACAACGCGAACGUGUUGGGCACUUGCUUUAUGGAGGUUAUUAUUAUUAUUUUUGCCCACUGUUAAUGGCAUACUUUAAUUUUAGACUUCAAAAGAAAAUCCUGGAAGCUGUUUCGGAGCCCGAGCCAGUUCGCCUCGUGACGAAACCACUCUCCGACAGAAUAACUCCGUUUCAGACGCGAUCUACCAAGCUCGUGGAGAGAUUCACAGAU